AUGUCGUCUAAAAGGAUAAUGGGAAAAGUUGCUCCUGCUUUCGAAAUUCGUUUCAACGGUACAGAUUCGGUUAUUUAUGCUAAUAAUAAUUUACUUUUUGAUUAUACACAUUCAAAGCAGGCGAUUGAAUCUGUUCCAAUACAUCCAAGUAUUAACUCAAAUGAACGAAAUAUACCGGAGCCUUUCAGAAAACGUGACAAAAUCCCUCGAUACUCUGGUAAUGCUUCUGAACAUCCUAUAAAUAACGUUAAUAUACCACCACAAAAACCUUCUAGUGCUGAUGUACGAACUUCACCUUCAACACUCAACAAACAAUAUACUAAAAAUAAUGGUGAUAGUUUUCAUGGUUCUCAAUUAAAGACAUUAAAAGAUGUCAAUAAUUCGAGUAGUUCAUCAUCAAAUGCGACUGAUAUUCCUACAACAAAAGUAAAAUCAUGGAAUAAUUCUGUUGGCCCUGAAACUGAAAAACAAGAUCGUGUGACUGCUGGUAAGAUUGAAAAAGACGCAUUUAUGGAUAAUAAUAAUCCAGAUACGAGUACAACAAGCUCAACUAUAGCAUUUGAUUCAGCUAUACGGAUCAGUCAAUUAACAAAAAAACGCCCAUUAUCUGAAGAAAGUGGUAGUGAAAAGGAAAAUGUCGAUGUUGACGCUGAUAAUGCUAUUCAAACUCCUUAUUCAAAUAAGGAUUUAAAUGGUACUACUGAAAUGACCAGUCAUCUUUCUGUCGAUGGUAUAGCUACUCCACCUGCUACCCCACCUAGAAGUCCUCCUAUGACUCCAAUGAUCGCUCAAACUCCUCCUAGCAGUGGCUCUCCAAUGACUCCAAUGACAGCACAUACACCAAUUAAUAACGGGCCAAUACCAGAAACUGCUAAUGUGACUACACAGACUUCACUUAAUGGGUCAAUAUCAGAAACUGUCACCAAUGAAAGUGUUCAUUUAUUAAGUCCACAACCAUCGAAUGAUUCUCCAAUAGUAGAAUCAACCUCUAUGGAAACUACGGAAACACAAAUUCAACAAACUCGUGCUCCAAGAAUGUCAAAAUCUCGUCCGAUCAUCACAGCUUAUUCAUUAGAAUUACAAGAACAACUUGAUUCUGAAUCACCAAUAAAUGAUGAACCUUCCAAAAAAUCCAUAAUUUCUCAUGAUGAUAUGAUCAUACCUACUUUAGCAAAAAAACUUAAAAUGAAUGGACAAUUACCUUAUUCUAAUCAUGAAGCUCUGUUAGGAGUUAGUGAUGAACCUGAUGAAUCUGAUAAAAUUAAACCAAGACCAGAAUCCGGUUAUAUGGAUGUAACUGAUCAAGUUGAGAAUCUUUUUGAGGAUGUAAAUGAUCAAUUUGAAGAUGAAUUACAAAAAAGUACGAAAAAACGAUCGUCAGUCGCAAGUUAUCAACGGCGUCGGCGAAAAUCUGCGCCCAGAAGACCAACAAGGAAAUCUCGUCCAAAUUCUCGAAGAAAUAGUAAAACAUAUAGUAAUGUUCAAAUACAAACUGACGAUGUAAUUAUUACUCCUGCAAUAGAGGAUGUUCCUUUUAAUGAUGAUCUUAGAAAACGUGAUAGAAAAUCACGAAGAGAAGAAUUUGUAUUUUUAACUAAAUAUGAUGAGGAUGAUGUUGAUAUUGAGCCAGUAACACAUUCCGAAUCACCGACGUCAAUUAUGCCAGCACCACUUGUUCCCGAACAAGAGUCCGUUGAGCAGAAUGAGAUGUCGAAAGAGAUUACUAAUUUACUAACAUUAAUUUUAUUGGUUACCAUGGACGAUGGUUUCGUUAAACGCAAAUCCGUUACUGCGUUGGUACAUACAG
Dentiscutata heterogama is the source of this 1807-nucleotide messenger RNA. NCBI's taxonomy places the organism in Eukaryota, Fungi, Glomeromycota, Glomeromycetes, Diversisporales, Gigasporaceae. The record is from the annotation of a GenBank genome assembly.